Molecule: messenger RNA, 1967 nt
Organism: Bactrocera dorsalis (oriental fruit fly)
Lineage: Eukaryota; Metazoa; Arthropoda; Insecta; Diptera; Tephritidae
Exons: 4
Coding region: 605-1792 (395 amino acids)
Biological process (GO): protein transport
Cellular component (GO): cytoplasm
Source: RefSeq, a predicted model, not a curated record
CAUGUUGAGUUGCGAGUGCAAGUUUUGAUUAGCUGCGACGCACACCCGGUCGGCCGUAGCGCCGCGCUGCUGAGGGCCAAACCGGCAUCACCAGCGCUGUGCGCUAUCAACCAACGCCUCAGUUGCGCCCAAGUGCCGUGCAGUGCCUGUUGGAAUAAUCCAACAACGGAGUAAUAACUGGUUGCAGAUUUUUUCAUUCAAAGUGAACACAUUCAUUUCAAAUUAUGUAUAAAUAAAUAUUAAAAUUUGUUCGAUUGCACGAUUUGUAGAAUUCUGCGGCGUAGACGGCGGCUCAUCGCAUCGCAGCACAAUCGUUUACCGUAUUAAGUGAAUUACAACGUAGCUGAUGCCAAUUGCUUUGACGUGAUUGAAAGUGCUUAAAAAUUGAAAACAACAACAACAAUAACAAUAAAAUCACGCUGAAAGCCAAUAAAUAACAUAUACAAUACAAUAAAUAAUUGUCAUAAAAGUAUUUUCGUAGAAAACAACAACACAUUCUAAUGGUAAAAAAAUUCGUUUGAUUAAUAAAAAUUUAAAUAAUUAUUGAUACCUAUAACGAGUGGGUAAGAUUAAUAAAAAAAAACGUAACAACCUACACGCAAGUAUGCCAACGACUUGCCAAUUCAAAUUUUCGCGCACUACGCCGAUUUACUACAGUGGUGAGCAAAUAAGCGGGCUCAUUAUAUUGAGCAGCACAAAAUUGCUGGCUAUCGAAGGCAUACAAAUCGCUUUGGUUGGCACUGAGCAAGUGGAGUGGCUGGAGAGAAGCAGGGAGGCAUUGCUGCUGCACAAUGACAGCACUGAAAAGGACAACAAAGUGUUGUACAGUGACAAACAGGAACGCUUAUAUGGGUCACAUACACUCACGGAGCGCACAAGCUUACUAGCGGCCGAAGUGUGUGUGCAGCAUUUCAGCUUCGAUUUGUCUUACAAUGCACCAGCCAGCUGUGAUAUGAAGUAUGGUCAGCGCGCUUAUUACGUACGUCUAACGUUGCAAUGCAAAUCGGUGUCCGAUAAAGUUUUCAAUGCGCGCAUAACAGUAAAAAACCGCGUGGAUUUGAGCGCGGCGGUAGAGUUGAGUGAGCCCUACACGCUGACGGCCGCCAACGCGCCAACGUCAGACGCACACGCGCCACUGCUCCUCACCCUACCCACAGGCACUGGCUAUGUGCCGGGUCAAUAUAUCGCCUACACACUAUGCGGCCAGCAUAAAUUUGCCGCAUGCAACAAGUUAUAUGUGAAUCUGUGUCAGCAUACCACAUUUCGUGCCUCGAAACCGCAAGCGAAGUGCAAAGAAUACCUCAAAGUGCUAAAUAGUGAUGUACAGAAGAUAAGUUCAUCAUACGUCAUGGUAUCCGGCCAAUUGAGCAUACCCUUAGCGGCACACAUUUGUCGGGACGGCAAUGAAAAGAGCCUCAUACAUACAAGUUAUCAUAUUGAAGCAAUGCUAUUCAAUAAAAAGCGCAUUUUGCAGAAGUUGAUUAUACCGAUUGUAGUUGGUACAGUGCCACCGAAAAGUAUGCGGCCUAACAGUGCGCAGCAAUGCGUAGAGGACUUAGAGCAGUAUCACUGUUACGAUAAUUUGGCCACUGAUGAAUUAAUAUGUGAUAAACCAAAUGAAAGUAGUGCAAAGGAUGCCGAUUUGCUCUAUUACCUGCCCGAUUAUGCUUCGAUGUUGCUUUUGAAUACUUUUUCGACAUCUGUCAACGUAUUGCAGACACAAGCUGCACAACAUAAUUGCGAGCAGGAAUCUUGUACUGCAGACAUCUGUACAACAACAAUUUUGGCAUAACAAUUGUCCAACAUGAGACGAUGAUUUAAGAAAAGUUUUUAACAAAAUAUGAUUUCUUUCUAAAACUUUGUCAUUUAUAUUACUUAUAUGUACGCUAAUGGUGUUUUAACUAAAAUAAAUGUAAAUAAAUGUUAUUAAUAUUAAAUUAAUAAAACAAAAAUCUUCACUCAAAAUA